Molecule: messenger RNA, 5551 nt
Organism: Rhincodon typus (whale shark)
Lineage: Eukaryota; Metazoa; Chordata; Chondrichthyes; Orectolobiformes; Rhincodontidae
Product: anoctamin-7
Exons: 24
Coding region: 165-2891 (908 amino acids)
Biological process (GO): calcium activated phospholipid scrambling; chloride transmembrane transport
Cellular component (GO): plasma membrane
Molecular function (GO): chloride channel activity; protein dimerization activity
Source: RefSeq, a predicted model, not a curated record
CUGGUGGUGUGGAUUACACAGUGUUGUGUUCAUGGGAGGCAGAUUACCAGCACCUUGCUGAAUGAAAGGUGGACAAGGCAGCAUUGUCUGUUCACCAUAUCCUGACAAGGUUCCUAACUGGGCACCGAUUUCCAAAAAAAAGAAAGAAGAGAAGCUGAAGUACCAUGUUGAAGAGUAGAGCCAACAAGGGGAAUGAUGCCAUUCACCUCAUCGCACCCGAUGAGUUGAAGAAUGAGUACUAUGGCAGUUUGGAAAAUGAGGAGGAUGACGCUGAGGAUGACAACUUUGUGGCAAUGCAGGAGAUCAAUGAUGAAUUCAAAGAGUUCACAGAAGACCCAAAGGAAGAAGAAAAAGUGAACUUUUUCAGUGAUGGGAAAACCAGAAUCGACUUUGUCCUCGUGUGGGAAGAGGAGCUACAGAAGCAGCCUGAGAGAGCGAGAGCUAAAAAUGCGGACGGUGCAGGUGAAACUGGUCAGGACUCGAAACUAACCACAAAACGAGAUCAGGAGACAAGGUGGAGGAAUAAAUUUCUACAUAACCUCGGGAGGAAUGGCCUGCUCAUGGAAAUGCAUGAGACACAGAAUGAGAAGCAUCAAAUCCAUUACAUCUUGCUGAAUGUUCCAUGGAAGGUGCUGUGCUAUUAUGCAGAGGACAUGAAGAUACGAGUCCCACUACAGGCAUCUGUAAACUCUCACUCCAACUGGUCAGAGGACUUACUCUCGAAGCUGGGAAUCCAUAAUGUCAUGUCGGAAGACUUUCCGAGCCCUCUGGAGUAUUUCACCUGCCCGUUCCGACUCUCCAAGUUAGAAAGGUACUUAAAUAAUAAGAAUCAGGAGGAUUUCUUCACCAACACUCAGAGGCAUCAGAUUGCUUAUGAAAUAUUAGCAAGGACUAAGUAUGGGCUUCAGCGAAAGGCUCAGAUUGGCAUCAAUAGUCUGUUGACCGCGAACGUGUUUACCGCAGCCUUUCCCCUUCAUGAUGGUCCAUACCAGGCUCAGGGUGAACAAGGUGAACAGCUCAGCCACAGGCAGGUACUGUAUGAGUAUUGGGCUCGCUGGAGCAAGUGGUACAAAUACCAGCCUCUGGACCAUAUCCGGAAUUACUUUGGAGAGAAGAUUGCCUUUUACUUCACAUGGAUAGGAUUUUACACAGGGUGGCUGUUACCAGCAGCAAUUGUAGGAACUGCAGUUUUCAUUGUUGGAAUCAGCAAGGUGCUGAGUGACAUUCCUGCAAAGGAAAUAUGCGAACACGGAGAUAAUUACAGUAUGUGCCCGCUUUGUACAACUUGUAAAGUUUGGAAACUCUCCAGCAUCUGCUCGCUCUUCAAGGUGAGCCAGCUCUUUGACAACGGGGGAACAGUCUUCUUCAGUAUCUUCAUGUCUCUCUGGGCAGUGACCUUCCUUGAGUACUGGAAGAGAAAGCGCGCUGUUAUGGCCCACAGAUGGGACUGCUUGGACUUUGAGGAAACUGAGGAACGCCCUCGGCCUGAGUUCACGGCCGUGGCUCCCAUGACGACGAGGAAUCCAAUCACGGGGUCAGAGGAGCCAUACUUCCCCGAGAAGGACAGGCUGAAGCGAAUGAUCACCAGUUCCAUGGUGAUCCUGCUCCUGGCUGCAGUGGUUGUGAUCUUCCUGAUUUCUGUCAUACUGUACCGUACCAUCAUUAGCAUCUUCAUGUAUGAGACAGGAAAUACCAUUGUUAUGGCAACUGCUCCAAGAAUUGCCAGUAUAACAGGAUCUGUGGUCAACCUCCUGGUCAUCCUCCUGUUGGCCCGAGUGUAUACCUCACUGGCUCAUCUCCUCACGAGAUGGGAAAUGCAUAGGACCCAGUCCAAAUAUGAAGAUGCCUUUACCUUCAAGGUGUUUGUCUUCCAGUUCAUCAACUUCUACUCCUCACCGAUCUACAUUGCUUUCUUCAAAGGCCGGUUUGUCGGUUAUCCUGGACACUAUGGCUCGCUGCUUGGAGUCAGAAACGAGUCUUGUGGCGCUGGUGGCUGCCUUAUUGAAUUAGCUCAGGAACUGCUAAUCAUCAUGGUUGGAAAGCAAAUCAUCAACAAUACACAGGAAUUUGUCAUCCCGAAGUUGAAAUAUUGGUGGCAGAAGCGGAAACUGAAGGGUGCAGCGAAAGAGAAGUCCAUUCCAGUCCAAAAGCCCUGGGAGAGGGAUUAUGAACAAUUGGUCUAUGAGGGACUCUUUGAUGAGUAUCUUGAGAUGGUCCUGCAGUUCGGAUUCAUCACCAUCUUUGUUGCUGCCUGCCCAUUGGCUCCUUUAUUCGCCCUGCUCAAUAACUGGGUAGAAAUUCGCCUGGAUGCCAACAAGUUUGUGUCUGAGUACAGGCGGCCAGUCGUGGAGAGAGCUCAGGAGAUCGGGAUCUGGUUCAACAUUCUGGAAACCAUCACCAUGUUCGCUAUAUUAAGUAAUGCAUUCCUGAUCGCGUUCACCUCAGACUUUCUGCCUCGUCAAUACUACCAGUAUGUACACCAGAGUAAUCUGACUGGCUACAUCAACUUCAGCUUGGCCCAUUCACCCACCAGAUUCAACCAGCAGAACAAGACCAUGUGCAGGUACAGGGAUUUCAGGGAUCCCAGUGGUGAUUUUAGUCUGACAUACUGGAAACUGUUGGCAAUUCGUCUGGCAUUUGUCUUUAUGUUUGAGCAUUUGGUGUUCUUCAUUGCGCGGUUAAUUGACUUGCUGGUCCCGGACAUCCCUGAUUCUGUGGAAAUUAAAGUGAAGAGGGAGCGCUACUUGGCAAAGCAGGCUCUGGCUGAGAACCAGGUUUUUCUGGAACAGACUGAAAGCUCAAAUGGAUUGGUCAGCUUGAGACGAUCAGAAACCAGAGCAGCUGUAGACAAGCAAGAUCUGCCUCCAAUCCCAGAAGAUGCACCAGUUUAGCCUGAAGCCCUCAAUCACCAGCCUGCAGCUGUUCUGCAACAUUGUGGAUCCAAUCUGAGACUGUUCAGAAAUACCCACACAGCUCGCUCAAAUAAAACACAAGUGGUUGAGAGCGGGAGAUGGGGGGGACAGUAUUUUAAGCCACCACAGUAUUUUAAGGUUGGCAGGAGAGGGGAGUUGAGGCUAUAAUCAGACCAGCCAUGAUCUUAUCAAGUAGCAGAGUGGAUUGAUGGACAGAACGGCCUCCCCAGCUCCUAUUUCUUGUGAAACCUGACCCCUACCAAAUACUCACCUACUUUUGUUUAAAGCACCGUGGAUUUUUAGUGGGCCUACAAUUGGAAUGAUUAAGUGAGAUUCUCCAUUCCGGACCUUCUGACAGUGAUUUGAGUUUAACAUUUUUGUGUGGGGUUUCCUGGCAUUCCCAGGAAAGGCGGUAACUGGAAUGAUUCGGGAGGCAGGCUGAUCCCGUGGAUCGGUGCUUUUUUUUUCUAGCGCAGCUUGUGGGUCAAGACAAACCAACACAGACAUUUAGCUCUGAUAAAUCCCAGACUCCCUUCCCUCCAUCCCUCCCUCCAUCCAUCCCUCCGACUGCUGCUCAUUCCAGAUUGCCAGGGCCAAAUCCGAUAUUCCACAGUCAACGUUCCUGUCCGGGAAAGGAGGGUAAGAGAGUAAACUCUAACAAAGGUCUUAUCAGUUUCUAUUUUCCCAGGAGUUUUGAGCUUUCUCACCUACCUCAAACAUGCUUCCCCAUUCCCUCCCCAUAAAUAUUAAUGUCUGUUUAAAUAAGGAGCCGUCUUAUGAGUGCUCAAUGGGUAUUUACAGCAAAUCUGUUUCUCUGAUCUCACCAAUCUCUUGAAGGAAUCAAAGUUCUCAGGAGGCCUGUUCUAUCCUAGUAGCUGCUCUGCACAGUGUCAGCCUGACCAUAGAGCUCUGGCUGGCUAUUCAACUACAGGAGGCACAAUGUUACCCACAACCUGCCUGCCUAACUCUCCCAGUAGUUACACCAGCCUCUGGCUGGUGAUCAGGAAUUUUCAGUGAUUGUUCUGUUUCUGGCUCAGGGAAAUGUCAGUGUCAGUGUCAGUGUCUACCAGUUGGCCAAGCUGAGAUCAGAGUGCUGACUUUACCUCAGUGAGUGUCCAUGGAAAGUCACUGGACCACUGGGGCUGGUUUUCCAAGCACUCAUUGAAAUAGACAGAAAGUUACAAUAAAGAGCCAAAAUAGUCAUUCUCAAGACAUGGUUUACACUGAAAUACAAGGGUCUAUUUCAAAGUUUAUGUCAAUGCUGCACUGAACACCCACUUGUAUUAGUAACAAGGUUAUCCUGGUCACACAGAAAAGUCUCCUGGAUAAUAUAGAGCAAAUUCCAAUUGGUGCCAGACAGAAUGGAGGACUUUAAGAUCAUGUAGAGAAUGGAUGUUUAAUCAAGUGCUUCUCAACAAAAUGAUUGACAACUACAAAACCACUCACUCCUCAGAAACUCAAACUGGACUGUUGAAACUGGAAUAUUUCGAAUUUCUAUCUUCUGAGGAAAUUAUGGCACAGUUUGCUAACACACUAUCUUUUGGCAAUUGAAAUUCGAUAAGCAGAGUCAUGUAUGUUCAGUACAGAGAGUAGAGCUUCCUGUGUGGUGUGUCUUUGUCUCUGUAAACAUCACAUCUUUGUGAUAUUUUUGAGCACAGCAAAUGUGCUGACAUUCUGCUGGAUAGGUAUUUUCUAAUCAACAUGUUCUGAGAUGUUAUUACACACUACUGGAGCGGUUGGGACUUGAGCCAUGAUCCCCUGGCUACCACUGUGCUGCAUACUGUUGCAGAGGAACACAAUGACAAACUUCACAAAAAGAAAGACAUUGCAUUUGCAUGGCACCUUUCACAACCACUGGAUGUCUCAGACCCUCAGGAUGCUUUUUGGAAGUAUAGUCGUUACCAUAGAGUCCCUCCAAUGCGGAAGUAGGUCAUUCAUCGGGUUCAUGCUGACCCUCUGAAGAGCAUCCCACCCAACUCUAUCUCUAUAACCCUGCAUUAACAAUCGACUUAGCUUGCAAAUCCCUGAACACUGUGGGCAAUUUAGCAUGUCCGUUCCACCUAGUCUGCAUAUCUUUGGAUCAUGAGAGGAAACUGGAGCAACCAGCAGAAACCCAUGCAGACAUGGGGAGAAUGUGCAAGCUCCUCACGGACAGUUGCCCGAGGGUGGAUUCAAACCUGGGUCCCUGGUGCUGUGGGGCACCAUGCUGCCUUUUAUUGUAAUGUAGGAAACAUGGCAUAAUUUGCACCCAGGAAUAGCUUCCACAAACAGCAGUGUGAUAAUGACCAGUAAAUCUGCUUUGUGAUGUUAAUUGAAGCCUAGAUAUUGAAGGGCACCAGGAGAAACGUCCGUACUCUGCUUUGAAACAGUGCCAUACGGGUCUUCUACACCCACCCAGAAGACAGAUGGGGACAUCAGUUUCAAUUCCCAUGUGAGAGAUGCCACUUCUGACAGUGCAGUGCUCCCUCAGCAUAACAUGUCCUCACUUAGAGUUGGGUUUACAUUCCUGAAAAUCGCAAUUUUAAGUGGAAAGACUUUAAGUGAAGCAUUGAUUUCCAUAGCAAUCAAUGUUAAACCUACAGUUAGGUUCUGUAGGGCAUUCCUUCACAGAAAAAUAAAUCUGUACCUAUAAAUUGAAA